Cladophialophora psammophila CBS 110553 is the source of this 1671-nucleotide messenger RNA. RefSeq lists its product as uncharacterized. Lineage: Eukaryota; Fungi; Ascomycota; Eurotiomycetes; Chaetothyriales; Herpotrichiellaceae. Gene Ontology annotation, biological process: transmembrane transport. The record is from RefSeq and is a predicted model, not a curated record. Gene Ontology annotation, molecular function: transmembrane transporter activity. The transcript has a single exon. Bases 1 to 1671 code for a protein of 556 amino acids.
AUGGGCUUCCUAGGUAUUCUUGAAGACACGAAACUUCCACAUGUGCCGGCUUCUGUCAUCCUUAAUGAACAAAUUGCACACUCAGAAACGGUCACCUCCCACCUGAAAAGAGGAAAGGGCAAAGACGAGCACAUUGUUCUCGUCCCACAACCUUCUGAUGAUCCCAACGAUCCGCUUAAUUGGAGCCCUCUCAAAAAGCUCCGAGCCUUGGUCAUCGUCUGUUUCGGAACCUGCCUAUAUGCAGCAACAUUUAGUCCGCUACUUAACACAGGCCUUGUCGUGCUCGCUGUGGAAUUUAAUCGCCCGAUUGGCGAUAUCACCCUGAUAUCUGGUUAUAUGCUGCUUGUUGCCGGCGCAACCGCACCACUUGUCUCUGCUUGCUCUCGCAAAUGGGGCAAACGUCCGGUGUUCCUGGGUUCUGCGCUCUUUGGGAUCGUCGGGUCGAUUGUCGGUUCAGUUUCUUCCUCCUACGAAACCCUUUUAGCGGCACGAAUCAUUCAAGGACUCUCUGUUGCAGCUUACGAGAGUCUGGUUGUGUCCAUGGUCGGCGAUUUGUACUGUGUUCAUGAACGAGGGAGCUACAUGUCGGCGGUGCAAUUCCUCCUGGCCAGCGCGGGAAACUUCUCACCUACUAUCUGCGGACCGAUUACGGAGAAUCUCGGCUGGCGAUACCUCUUUCACCUCUGUAUCUUAUUCACAGGAUUGCAAUUCAUCCUCCUCUUCUUGUUCGUCCCCGAGACUCAAUUUAGACGCGACCACCGGUUGGACAUCGACGAGCUAGCCAGUGACAACCUCGAAGAACUUGCAGAAAUCGAAAAGCGACAUGCGUCUCACAUUGAAUCCCAGGAGAUCCACAAGUUGGGAACGACAACAGGAGUCUUUUCCAGCAAUGGACCUGGCCAAGAAAAGACCUUCCUUCAAGAGCUCGCCGUCUUCACGGGAAAAUAUUGCGACGAUAAUUUUCUUCAAUUGGUCAUUGCUCCCUUUGCUGUCUGCACCAAUCUUUUCGUUCUCUGGGUAGUAGUCAUAUCUGGCUACGUUGUUGCAACCUAUGUCGCACAGGCGUAUGUUCUUGCUCAGAUAUUCACUUCUCCGCCGUAUUCCUUGUCUGCCGCAGGUGUCGGAUAUCUCUUCCUGGGCCCUUUCACUGGAGGUCUCAUUGGUCUUCUCGUCUUUGGCACGAUUGCCAAUCCAACGGCCAAGUGGUGUUCCGCAAAAAACGGCGGCAUCUACGAACCGGAGUUCCGCUUACUCCCUACUAUAGGCGGCUUGGCCGCCGGCGCAGGGUUGAUGGGCUUCGGUGUCCUUUGUCAACAGCAGGCAAGCUAUUAUGCCACGGCGGUGCUGCACGGAAUCACCAUUUUCGGCAUUGUCGCUGUCGCGAUUGGCACCGCGGGGUAUGCCUUGGACGCUUUUCGGGACAUGAGCAGCGAGAUCUUUGUCAGUGCGAUUAUUUUCAAAAACUUCCUCUUCUAUGGCUUUAGCUACUUCGUAAAUAGCUGGACGGCGACAAGAGGCCCUGCUUAUGUCUUCUUUGUCUUUGGUGGGGUGACUCUGGGCCUGGUAGCAACAACACCUUUGGUUUAUGUCUAUGGAAAGAAGUACAGAAGUUUUUGGGCGAGGCAUAAUGUGAUGCGAAUUAUGCACAUCAAGACACAUUCUGAGCUUUGA